ACUACCUCUAGGACCCAGUGUUUCUCCUCCUCAGCCUUUGUAGUUUUUUGUGUGGAGAUGAGGGAGACUGAGAUGUGCUUCUUCUUGCUUAUCACGAUUCACAUCGAGCUUUUUUACCAGCUGAGGGGGAUGCUGAACAGGGCGAUUUGAAGCCAGGAUCAGCUCCCACAACUGCUGCUUUUUCAUUUUUUUAAAAGCUUUUAUUUCAUUUUAUUUCCAUCUCAUCAUUAUUACACAUAUAUUUUUUUUUUUACAUUUUUGGGACACUAUGAAAGCUUGUGCAUUUCGGGUGCAUUCCUGCUGCUGGCUGGGACUAUGAUUUAUCAAUGCUCGCAGCUUUGUUCUCAUGACACACUUGCACUCAUUCAGUCGCAUCAAAACAGGAGAGAGCGGUGAUUUCUCUUUAACUUUCUUGCAUCUUCGACGAUUCCAGCUGCAGCAGGUACUUUCUGCACUUGAGUUCAUUCCUGCUGUGUGUAGGUGUUGAAGCAGCCAUGUGGAGCAGAGAGAGCGCUCCUCCACUCCUCGUCUGCCUGCUGGCGCUCACAGCUCUCUGGAACACCAGGUCAGUGAAUGCCGAUACCACAUCUGAUGCCUUUAAAACCAACAUCACCCUGUUCACACGGAUCCUGGACAGCCUGCUGGAUGGAUAUGACAACCGUCUACGGCCAGGGCUUGGGGACAGGAUAACUGAGGUGAAGACAAACAUCUACGUCACCAGCUUUGGACCAGUUUCAGACACAGACAUGGAGUACACUAUAGACGUUUUCUUCCGGCAAAGCUGGAAGGAUGAGAGGUUGAAAUUUCAUGGACCAAUGAAUAUUCUGCCCCUUAACAACCUGAUGGCGAGUAAAAUCUGGACUCCGGACACCUUCUUCCAUAAUGGGAAAAAGUCCGUGGCUCAUAACAUGACCAUGCCUAAUAAGCUGUUGAGGAUCAAAGAUGAUGGGACGUUGCUGUACACCAUGAGGUUAACUGUGCAUGCAGAGUGCCCAAUGCAUCUGGAGGAUUUCCCCAUGGACUUUCAUUCCUGUCCACUAAAAUUUGGCAGCUAUGCCUACACAACCUCAGAAGUGACUUAUGCUUGGACUCGGAAUGCCUCCGACUCUGUGGUGGUGGAAGGAGAGAGCUCCCGCUUGAACCAGUACGACCUGCUCGGACAAACGGUCGGACAAGAAACCAUCAAGUCGAGUACAGGUGAAUACACAGUGAUGACGGCUCAUUUCCAUCUGAAGAGGAAGAUCGGCUACUUUGUCAUCCAGACGUACCUCCCGUGCAUCAUGACAGUCAUUCUCUCCCAAGUGUCUUUCUGGUUGAAUAGAGAAUCAGUGCCGGCUAGGACUGUGUUCGGUGUAACCACCGUUCUCACUAUGACGACACUGAGUAUAAGUGCGAGGAACUCCCUUCCCAAGGUUGCCUACGCCACCGCCAUGGACUGGUUCAUCGCCGUCUGCUACGCCUUCGUCUUCUCCGCCUUGAUUGAGUUCGCCACCGUCAAUUACUUCACAAAGCGCGGCUGGGCUUGGGACGGAAAGAGUGUUGUGACUGACAAGAAAAAAGAGAGGGCGUCUGUCGUCAAGAAGAAUAAUGCCUACGCUGUAGCAGUGGCCAACUACGCGCCCAACAUCAACAAGGACUCCAGCGCACUUCCAAACAUCGCCAAAGGUGGAGCUUUGGAUCCCAACAAGCCCAGAGCAGACGGCAAAAUCCCGGACAGCAAGAAGACAUUCAACAGCGUCAGCAAAAUUGACAGGAUGUCAAGGGUUUUGUUUCCGGUUCUCUUUAGCAGCUUCAACCUCGUUUACUGGGCCACCUACUUAAACAGAGAACCCAUUAUAAAGGACAUGGUCCCCUCUACUUAGAGGUCAGUUUCAAUGGGUUCUGGUCUGGGGACUAAGAGACGAACCAAAUACCUCCAGCAACUGUGUACACAUACCUUUGCAGAGUGAAGUCCUGGAUUGCAGUGUGAUCCUCUAUCUCCGCCUGUUUUCUACACCGUCUGCAGCACUUUUGAAAAGCCCGGCUUUUGUAAAUGUGUACGUAUAUUUAUAUUCAUGGUUUCAUGGUGACAUAUUGUGUGAUUACUUCGAUUAGAGUGCAUAUUUCCUUUAAAGUAUGUUUCCAGUUACAGUAUGUGGCCACUGUACAUACAAAUCAAAUGAAGAGUAAACACAUAAACAUACAUUUUAUUUAAGAUUACUUCUAAAUGUGUUGAAUUUUUCCAGUAAUGCCCACUCUCUUGAUAUUACAGUAUAUAUUUUCUUUUGAGUGAAAGGGACUCAUAUUUCUUACUUUCUUUGCCAUCUAAGAGUGGCCUGACUCUUUUGUUUUCUGUCCAAGCCAAUGCAAAAACACACUUGUAUAAUAUUGUUGCAGUGUAAAAGUUGUUAUAUUAUCUGUGACUGCAGGUAUGGGGCUGCAAUCAAACGCUGACCUCCAGAAUUACUGAAACACUCCGAGCCAAAAAGGUUGUAAAAAAAA
This is a messenger RNA of Sebastes umbrosus (honeycomb rockfish), 2481 nucleotides long. Its product is annotated as gamma-aminobutyric acid receptor subunit alpha-2. Gene Ontology annotation, cellular component: dendrite membrane; GABA-A receptor complex; synapse. The transcript has 10 exons. Lineage: Eukaryota; Metazoa; Chordata; Actinopteri; Perciformes; Sebastidae. Gene Ontology annotation, biological process: gamma-aminobutyric acid signaling pathway; nervous system process; monoatomic ion transmembrane transport. Gene Ontology annotation, molecular function: benzodiazepine receptor activity; GABA-gated chloride ion channel activity; transmitter-gated monoatomic ion channel activity involved in regulation of postsynaptic membrane potential. The coding region runs from base 495 to 1862 and encodes 455 amino acids. The record is from RefSeq and is a predicted model, not a curated record.